Colius striatus (speckled mousebird) is the source of this 2004-nucleotide messenger RNA. It is a transcript of the gene LRIT3, whose product is annotated as leucine rich repeat, Ig-like and transmembrane domains 3. Gene Ontology annotation, molecular function: protein binding. NCBI's taxonomy places the organism in Eukaryota, Metazoa, Chordata, Aves, Coliiformes, Coliidae. Bases 1 to 2004 code for a protein of 667 amino acids. The transcript is spliced from 4 exons. The record is from RefSeq and is a predicted model, not a curated record.
AUGUAUCUGCUUAUUUACUUCUACCUCCUAAUGAGCUUUUUUGAAGAAAUACGUGGGUUUUGUCCUUCACAGUGCACAUGCGUGUACCAUGGCAGGAGUGAUGGCACUGGAGCAAGGUCUGUGCUCUGUAAUGACCCUGACAUGUAUGAGAUCCCAGUGAAUGUUCCUGUGGAUACUGUAAAACUUCGUAUAGAGAAAACGGUCAUACGGAGGAUUCCAACUGAAGCCUUUUACUACCUAGUAGAUCUCAAAUACCUCUGGAUAACUUACAACUGUGUAGCCAACAUCGAUAUCAGCAGUUUCUAUAACUUGAAACAACUGCAUGAGCUACGACUGGAUGGUAAUCUGCUCUCAACUUUUCCAUGGGAAUCUCUGGCAGAGAUGCCCAACCUCCGGACUCUUGAUUUACACAACAAUAAACUGACCAGCAUUCCUGCUGAUGCUGGCCGGUACAUGAGAAACCUCACCUAUCUGGACAUAUCCAGCAACAAGCUAACCACUUUGCCAUCAGACUUGAUGGACAUUUGGCCUCCCUUCUCAGAAGCUGUCCUGUCCAAGAACACAGAUGUUCUGUCAACCCAGAGAGUCAUUUUGGGUUUGCAGGACAACCCAUGGUUUUGUGACUGCCGCAUUUCAAAGCUAAUUGAAUUUUCCAAAAUUGUGGAUAACUCCGUUGUGCUUCUUGAUCCAUUGGUUUCAUGUAGUGGACCUGAGAGCCUGGCAGGAAUCUUGUUCCAGAGAGCUGAGUUAGAGCAAUGUCUUAAACCUUCUGUGAUGACAUCGGCGACAAAAAUCACUUCCCCACUGGGAAGCAAUGUUCUGCUACGCUGUGAUGCAACUGGGUACCCAACACCGCAGCUUACUUGGACUAGGUCAGACAAUAUACCAGUGAACUAUACAGUAAUUCAAGAAACACCUGGAGAGGGUGUCAGAUGGUCCAUAAUAAGCUUGACAGGAAUUUCUUACAAGGACGCAGGAGAAUACAGAUGUAAAGCCAAGAACUUAGCAGGAAUGUCAGAAGCUGCUGUUACUGUCACAGUGGUUGGUGUAGUUACUACAACUGUGUCACCACAGAAGUAUGGAAGGAAGCAAGAAACAGAGAGACAGAAUACCACUCAGAACAAAUCCAAGCAGGAACCUGAGAGGACAACCACACCUCUUCCUACCACACCAUCCACCACGGUGCUGGUUAGCAGUGAAAGAUCAAUGAGCACCAGGUUUCCUGACAAGAAACAAUCCAGGCCUGUGUUUGAUGGAAAGAAAAAUUCAAAGGCAGUGACAAAUGGAAACAAAAAGCAGACUGGAGAGAUAAGCAAGAAAGGAGAGAAGGCACAGCAGACUGGGGAGAUAGGCAAGAAAGGCAUGGAGACUUCUUUGAACACAGCAGGUGUGGCUGAGCAAAAUGUUACUGUAAAGAACCUAAGAGUGAUCAGUGAAACUGAUGAAAGAGUGACCUUAACUUGGAAAACUGUGAAUGCCACAAGCAACUCUGCAGUGACUGUUUUGUACUCAAAGUAUGGUGAGAAAGACAUGUUGCCUCUCAGCACUGAUUCCAGCAAAAACAAAGUCACAAUUGAUGGUUUGCAACCUAGUACUCAAUAUAUGGCAUGUGUCUCGCCUAAAGGAGUGCUGCCUACAAAAGAGCAGUGCAUUAUUUUUUCCACUGAUAGAUUAAAUGACGAAAGCAGCUCUGAGUUCCCUAUUCUCAUAUUGGCCAGCAGUGCAGCAUGUGUGCUUGUUUUACCUUUGAUAUUUUUCUUACUCUACAAAGUUUUAAGACUUCACAUGAAACCAAAAACUGGGAAGGAAGCUGACCUUGCAAAGGAGACCUAUGUGAAAUUUGAAACACUGUCUUUGAAACCUCGAACAGUGAAUGCAGGAGAGCAGCUCUGGGCCCGAAGGUACACAGAUGAUUCAGAAAGACUUCUUCUUUGUUCUAGGUCAAGCAUAGAUUCUCAAAUGACCUUCAAAAGUGAGGGCUCUAGGUCUGAGUAUCUCUGUUGA